CUGGCCUGUGCAGCGCAGCUCGGGCCAGGGAAAGGAGCCCCGCUGGGAUCCGGCGAGGGGAGAUGGAGGCGACGGGAUGGCGGCCGGGCGUCGGCUCGGCGGAGUUGCGGCCGAGAGGAGGGAGAGGAGGCGGGGUGGCGGCUGGGCUCUGACUCCGACUGCCCGCACGCCGACGCCGUCGCUGGAGAGAAGCGGAGGGUGCGUGCUCAAGCUCAACACUGGGGCAGGUCAGUGGCCGCCACACCGCGCCGUCGACACCCCUGCUGCGGCGCAAUCGCUGUCGUGCUGUCGCCCAGCCCUCUCUGUUUCGCUCAUCACGCCCCUUCCCCCUUGGGUCAGCCAGCCAGGCUGCUAGUAAGGCAUCAGGAAAUCAAGAAGAGAAUUUGAAGAUAUCGUUGGCGCUAUGCAUCUACUCCACUCGAAGGAAAUUUUGUCUUGGCGCGCCUGUUCGUUCCUUUGCUCUUGGUCCAUUGAUCACUAACUCAAGCUGGAUUCAGCUGGUCCGGCGGAGACAGGAAACAGUUUGUGGCUCUGUGCUAACACGCUCCGUGCCUCUCUCCUCUUGCAGCACGCUCGUCAGUGGCUUAUCAGUUUAGUUACUGACUCGUAUUCAGAUGAUCUACUUCAGGUGAUGGCAGCAUGGUUUUAUUCUUCGUGACUUGAUUGAUGAUCUUCUGUUCUCUAUUUUUAUCCCGGCCUGCGCUCAACCUUGUGAGGUCUUGAAAGCAGUGAUGGGUUGGUCGAAGCUAACCGUGUCUUCAAGGUGAUCAAUACUGAUUCCUACUGUUGAUGAUUUGUUCCUUGUUGGAAGACUGCUUUAAAAGGUCAACCUGGUGUCGUGGGUCUCCUGAGCUGAGUUUCUCAGAUCAAUGGCAGCCAUACUAGAAUCUUUGCUUGGAUCAUGUGUCGAUAAGUUGCAAAAUAUUAUUAGUGAUGAGGCCAUACUAAUCCUUGGGGUGGAAGAAGAGCUUGCAGAAGUGUUGCGACGGGUAGAACUAAUACGUUGUUGUAUAUAUGAUGCUGAGAAAAGGAGGACAAAAGAGCUUGCAGUGAACAAUUGGCUUGGUCAACUGAGAGAUGUUAUAUAUGAUGUUGAUGAAAUAUUGGACAUCGCUAGAUGCAAAGGAAGCAAGCUACUGCUUGACCAUCCAUCAUCAUCAAGCAAAUCAGCUGCCUGUAAAGGCCUUUCGGUUUCCUCUUGCUUUUGUAACAUCGGGCCACGCCAUGAUGUUGCUGUUCGGAUUAGAAGUCUGAACAAAAGGAUAGAGAACAUUUCAAAAGAUACAACAUUUUUAACAUUCAGCAGUAGUACACAACCUACUGGAAAUGGUCCAACAUCCAAAUUGAGAAGAAGUUCCAACCUUGUUGAGCCUAACCUUGUGGGAAAGGAGAUCAUACAUUCUAGCAAGAAGUUGGUAGACUUAGCACUUGCUGACAAGGCACAUAAGUCUUAUAAGCUUGCUAUUGUUGGAAUAGGAGGAGUUGGUAAGACAACACUAGCUCAGAAAAUAUUCAAUGACCAAAAAAUAAGAGGAAGCUUCCAGCUACGGGCAUGGAUUUGUGUUUCACAUGACUACAAUGAAGUAACUAUUCUAAAAGAGGUUCUUCGAAAUAUUGGUGUGUAUCAUGAGCAAGGCGAAACCAUAGCAGAACUGCAGAGAAAGCUUGCAGAAACAGUUGAAGGGAAGAGUUUCUUUCUGGUUUUAGAUGAUGUGUGGCAUCCCAAUGUCUGGACGGAUUUAUUAAGAACCCCAUUCCAUACAACAAAUUCUGGAGUAAUAUUGGUAACCACACGAGAUGAUCAAAUUGCAAUGAGAAUAGGCAUACAACAUACCCAUCAAGUUGAUCUCAUGUCAGCAGAGGUGGGAUGGGAGCUACUUUGGAAGAGCAUGAACAUUGCCGAAGAGAAAGAAGUGCAUAAUUUGAGAAACACAGGCAUGGAGAUUGUUGAUAAAUGUGGUCGCCUCCCUCUUGCAAUUAAGGUUACUGCUAGUGCUUUGGCAAGCAAAGAUCUAACCGAGAAUGAGUGGAGAAAGUUUUUAGGCAAAUACUCUGGCUCCCAUGGGAUGCUCUCUGAUGAAAUAGAGGGCGCUCUAUACCUAAGCUAUGAUGAGUUAUCACAUCGUCUGAAACAGUGUUUCCUUUACUGUGCUUUGUAUACUGAAAAUUCUAUCAUUUACCGUGGUGUAGUUACAAAGUUAUGGAUUGCUGAAGGCUUCAUUAUGGAGCAACAAGGUCAGCCACUCGAAGACACAGCAGAAGGGUACUACUAUGAGUUAAUCCAUCGGAAUCUCCUCCAACCAGAUAACACAAUUUUUAACCAGGCUCAAUGCAGAAUGCAUGACCUCUUAAGACAGCUUGCUUGCAAAUUAUCACAGGACGAAUGCUUUAUUGGAAACGUUGAAACAUUGAGGGGUGAGAAUAUGUCAAAAUUGCGACGCCUUUCUGUUGUCAAUAAGAAGGAUAAAUUAGUGUUAACUAGCAUGGAUAACAUGGUAGUUAAGGUGAGGACAUUCCUUGCUUUUUAUGGUCCAUGGAAAAUUGAGGAUACAUUCUUCAAGAGAUUUCUACUUCUUCGUGUUCUGGCCCUGAAUUACUCAAUUGUGCAAAAAAUUCCAGAUUAUAUAGGAAAAUUGAUCCAUCUACGCCUACUUGAUCUUGGUCAUACUGGCAUAUCUCAUCUUCCAGAAUCCAUUGGAUCCCUAAAGAACCUUCAAGUGUUGAGCUUGAUAAAUUGUGAUGCUCUGCACAGUCUUCCAUCGGCGAUGACCCAAUUGUGUAAUCUACGAUGUCUUCGUCUUACUGGUACAAAAGUAAAUCGGGUUCCAAAAGGGAUAGGGAAAUUAAAUUUGCUCACUGAAUUACGAGGAUUUCUUGUCGGCGACAUAAGUGAUAAUGCUGAUGUACAAGAUGGGUGGAAGUUGGAAGAGUUGUCUUCUUUGCCGCAAAUGAUGUAUCUUAAUCUUGUUAAAUUGGAAAGAACAGCUCAUUGUCGUACAAAUGUAGUGCUGGAGGACAAAAAGCAUCUAAAAGAACUGGUGCUAGAGUGGACCACACAUGGAGAGGGACCAUAUUCAGAAGAGGUUAGCAAUGCUGAGAAGGUCUUUGAGCUGCUAGUACCUCCACGCAACCUGGAAACCCUCUAUAUCUUUGGAUUCUUUGGUCAGAGGUAUCCCACGUGGUUUGGUACCGCCUGUUUGUCUUCAGUAACACACUUGUUCCUAAAAAAUCUACGAUCAUGCGUGGAUCUUCCACCGGUCGGACAGCUACCAAACUUGAAGUUUCUGAGAAUUGAUGGAGCACAUGCAGUUACCAAGGUUGGACCUGAAUUUGUUGGCUGCAGGGUGGGUGAACCCAUAAGCAACGAGUUCAUUGCUUUCCCUAAACUUGAGUGGUUCUUCAUCAAGGAUAUGCCCAACUGGGAGGAGUGGUCUUUUUUUAAGGGAGUGGAAAAUGUUGUUCAUGAAGGAGGAGAGGAUGGUGGUGAUGAGAUUCAUAACGGUGAUGCUCAAUCGACACGAUUGCAACUACUGCCUCGUUUGGCGAAGUUGAAAGUUGAAGGUUGCCCAAAGCUGAGGGCUCUCCCACAACAGCUUGGAGAGGACACCGCCAGCUUGAAGGAGCUCUUGUUAAUUGGAGCGAACAACUUGAAGGCCGUGGAGGACUUUCCAGUGCUCGAGCUCCUUGUGAUUGAGGAUUGUGAAGGCCUGGAGGAGGUCUCCAACCUCCCUCAAGUGUCAAAACUACAAGUACGUGGUUGUCCAAACUUAAGCCAUGUAGAGGGGUUGGGCAAUUUGCAGCAGCUGGGAUUGGGCGAGGAUAUGCAGGAGAUAUCUUCCCGUUGGGUGCCUGGGCUUCAGAACCAGCGCCAGCGACUUCAUGGCGAAGACCUGGAUGUCUACACACUAUCUACCGGUUAGAUGGCAAGGAAAGCACAAGGAAGUGGUUGGUGGAUGGUGACAGAGCUGCAGACUGAACACGGCACGAUCGUGUGCAGUGCGGUGAAUUUCGGGAGCACAAUGACGGGAACCUCAGCGGAGGGCGGAAAUGCGGAAGAUGACUAGGGCAGAGGCGCGCAGCUGCACUUUGAAGCAGCUGUCUGUGGAAAAAGCAUCAAGUAUGAAGGGCAAGCUCUGUUCUGCAGCUGUUCUUGGGAUUACAGAUUAAUUUGACUACUGGCUAUGAUUAAACUGAAGCGAGGUGUGUCUCUUGUGUAGUACUCCCUCUGUAAAAUAAUGUUUUAGAUCACUAAAGUAGUGAUCUAAAACGUCUUAUAUUUGUUUACAUGGGAAGCAGUAUUUGCUUACGCAUGGAAGAUCCCACAUAGAUGAUCCAUCUUGUGCUUAGGACAAAGGUUAAUCAACCGGCUGUACUCAUGGACGAACUGCAAUCACCAUAAGUUUGUACUGUUCUUCUUUUUUCACUGCACACAAUUAAGUUUGUGAUCUA
Molecule: messenger RNA, 4449 nt
Organism: Triticum aestivum (bread wheat)
Lineage: Eukaryota; Viridiplantae; Streptophyta; Magnoliopsida; Poales; Poaceae
Product: putative disease resistance protein RGA4
Exons: 5
Coding region: 870-3920 (1016 amino acids)
Molecular function (GO): ADP binding
Source: RefSeq, a predicted model, not a curated record